This is a messenger RNA of Drosophila persimilis, 1504 nucleotides long. RefSeq names its product probable hydroxyacid-oxoacid transhydrogenase, mitochondrial (gene T3dh). The transcript has 5 exons. The coding region runs from base 35 to 1429 and encodes 464 amino acids. Gene Ontology annotation, cellular component: mitochondrion. NCBI's taxonomy places the organism in Eukaryota, Metazoa, Arthropoda, Insecta, Diptera, Drosophilidae. The record is from RefSeq and is a predicted model, not a curated record. Gene Ontology annotation, molecular function: alcohol dehydrogenase (NAD+) activity; metal ion binding.
CUGCCAAUUCUUAAAAUACAGAACUGAGCCUGAGAUGUCGCGUAAAAAUGUCCUCAACUUGAUCAAUACUAUCGUGGCCAAUUCCUGCAAGUGCCCCGCCCACUCACAUAACUAUGGAUCAGCAGCGCCCACUGGGGUCCAGACGGGACAGAAGGAAUACGCCUUCGAGAUGUCUGCCUCGACGGUGCGCUUUGGACCCGGUGUGAGUGUUGAGGUUGGUGCAGAUUUGCGAAAUUUGGGGGCCAAGAAGGUCUGUCUGGUCACGGAUAGGAAUGUGGCGAAGCUGCCUUCAGUCAAGGUGGCCUUGGACUCCCUCGCCCGUCAUGGCAUUAACUACGAGGUGUACGACGAGACUCGCGUGGAACCAACCGAUGCCAGCCUGUGGCAUGCCGCGGAUUAUGCGCGACAGAACGAGUUCGAUGCAUUUCUGGCCAUUGGCGGCGGCUCCGUCAUGGACACGGCCAAGGCAGCCAAUCUGUUCAGCAGUGAUCGGGAAGCAGAGUUUCUGGACUAUGUCAAUUGUCCGAUUGGCAAGGGAAAGGAGAUAUCGGUGAAGUUGAAGCCUUUGAUUGCCAUGCCUACAACCUCGGGUACUGGUUCCGAAACCACUGGAGUGGCCAUCUUCGACUAUAAGCGGUUGCAUGCCAAGACUGGAAUCUCCAGCAAAUACCUCAAGCCGACUCUGGCUAUCAUCGAUCCCCUGCACACCCUGUCGCAGCCCGAGCGGGUAAUGGCGUUUGCCGGCUUCGAUGUAUUCUGCCAUGCCUUGGAGAGCUUCACCGCAGUGGAUUAUCGCGAGCGGGGACCAGCGCCGAGCGAUCCCAGUCUGCGACCUACCUAUCAGGGGAGGAAUCCCAUCUCUGACGUUUGGGCACGGUUUGCCCUCGAGACGAUACGCAAGAACUUCAUAAAUGCCAUAUACGAGCCGGGGAAUUUGGAGGCUCGCUCCCAGAUGCACCUGGCAUCGACAAUGGCCGGCGUGGGCUUUGGGAACGCUGGAGUGCAUCUCUGUCACGGACUCUCCUACCCCAUUUCGGGCAAUGUCAGGAACUACAAGCCCGCCGGCUACACGGCCGAUCAUGCCCUCAUACCGCACGGGCUCUCCGUUGUGAUAAGUGCCCCGGCUGUCUUUGAGUUCACUGCGCCCGCUUGCCCUGAUCGCCAUCUGGAGGCUGCAAAACUUCUUGGCGCCAAAGUAGACGGCGUUAGGGCCUCAGAUGCCGGUCGCCUCUUGGCGGACACUGUACGAGGCUUCAUGCAACGCGCUGGUAUUGAAAAUGGCCUCCGCGAACUCGGGUUCUCUAGCAGCGAUGUGCCAAAUCUGGUUGAUGGAACACUGCCCCAGGAACGGAUCACUAAACUAGCACCUCGGGCACAGACCCAGGAGAACUUGGCCCAACUCUUUGAGAAUUCCAUGGUGGCUUAUUAAUUAUUCAAUUAAUUACUUACCCACGCUUAACCUGUUCGCUUCAAAAACUUGAAAAAAAGUGUUGUAAAAGUGGCA